AACGUGAUAGGCAUGGGUUUGAACUCGGAGUGGUUUCUUUUCAAUACACUUGUAUCAUGUUUAUUUGAACUCUUCCUUCUAAAGCAGCCAUUCAAAAUAAUAAGUAGGCUAUCGGCCUACCGAAGAGAAGCUAUCUCUCCACCUCCCCAACAUGAGCUGCUUGGCUAGUCACUCUCCCAAGUUGCGUGGGAACUUGGAUCUGCAGCACUUGGUCCCGUCUUCUAUUAAUCCUCGAAAUAUGGUUAGAUUUUGUUAUGGACACGUCAACACCAUAUUUUUGCACAGACCUGUUUAUUGAAUCAGUCACAUCUGCAGCAAAUAAGGUAAACUUCCUGCUCGUGAUAACGUGUAAUUGUUUAUCCCCAGUUAAUGCAUCCCAUUAAGAUCCACGACACCGGAUUUGUUUGUCCUCAAUUUGUGGUGUUCCACCUCGUUGAUUACAGCAGACAUUGUGAAUGAGUCCAUCUGCAUUCUGAAGGCCUUUCUGGCCUCUGUUUUUUGAAUAUAUCAAGAUUACUUGAUACCCAGAAAUCCAGCAUACUGUUGCACUCGACUAAAUGGGGGUGCUUCGUCCCCAUGUUAAACACGCGUUCUCGCACACUUUCCUGCAAACUUGUCCGACUUAGCAACAGUAACUAUGGGACUGACAAUGGGAGGAGGGGCUUGGGAUCGGUCAAUUGUCUCUUUCGACUGUCAUCCCAUUGUGUUCUGACCAUACUGACAGGAGCUAAGCCACAACACUAAUGUUCGCUAAUGUGAUGGUUUGCUGAUGGAAGAUAUAGCCUAGGACAACUGUCUAUGAGUCAUAGGGAUGGGUAGUAAUUAUUUUUAUAUAUAAACACAUUAUAUAAAGUAUUUAUUUUUUUCAAGGAACGGCAACUUUCCAUAUUCCUUUUUCAAAAUGGUACUUCUACUCUUACUCAAGUACAUUUUUGAGCCUACUACACCGAAGUAGAUGUUCAUAUCUAACCGCUCAGUUAAUGCAAUGACGUCCUGUCAGCUGCUGCAUCUUUUGGUGAGACUGCCAGAGUAGCAACGAGACUAGAGGAAGCAGGGAGUCACCACAAGAUUGAGAAGAACAUUGUGCAACAAAUGAGAAUCCCCAAAGUAAUGAGCUGCCAAUCAAGAAUGGACAGAAGGAGGACUGAUGAUGUGGAUCUCAGAGAUGUACUAAGAGGAAGAGACAGAGGUCGAUAUUGGAAGGGAAGACACAGUAGCACUGGAAGAGACAGAGGUCGAUAUUGGAGGGGAAGACACAGUGGCACUGGAAGAGACAGAGGUCGAUGUUGGAGGGGAAGACACAGUGGCACUGACAGAGGUCGAUGUUGGAGGGGAAGACCCAGACCUGAGCAUGCCGAUCAUCGCUAUGACAAUCGUUACAUACAUGAAUCUUUUAACCCAUCUUCUGAACAUGUCAACCCUGAACAUGGGGUCAUGGAGAAGAAGGAAAUUGACCUGAUGAGAGGGGAUUGUAGUGAGUCCAGAGGACAUGAUGGACACACUGAAGGCACUAUCGCAGACACCAAGAGUGGCGUCUGUCAGACAGCGUCCAGAAGAGUCUCCACUGAUACUUCUGUUGCCCAUGAGACUCAUAAGAAGAAGAGAGGUGACAAAAUUCACUUGAAGAGUGAAGUGUUAAAAAUGAUUGUGAAGGACCUGCAUCCACCACACCUAGUUGAAGAAGCUGGAUUCAGAACUUUGGUACAAGCCCUGAUGCCAUUUAGUCAGAUGCCAUCUACAGGCUCUUGGGCUCGUUCUCAACUGAAGAAAAUGUAUGAAGACAAAAAGGUAGAAGUGAUAAACGCUUUACACUCCACUGAGCACGUUGUGUUGACAGCCGAGAUGUGGCAAAGGUCAACAGAGACACACUUGACAGUUAGUUGCCACUUUCUUGAUGACAAAUGGACAAGGAAAUCCUACAUUCUCGAAACAGCACGCGUCAUUAAAGAACACAGUGUUGCAAGCAUUGUUGCCAGAAUUGCAAGGUCAUGGGGCAUAGGGAAGAAGAUCCAUGUGGUUGUCUCCAAUUUGCCAAAUGUAAAAGAGCCCUUUCAAAAGAGGGGAUGGCAUGAGAUGCCCUGUUUUGCACACGUUCUCGACACCAUGUUUGAGAUGGCGACUAAGUCUGUCUGGGAAGACCAGUGGGGGGACCUGCUGAUGAAAUGCAGAAAUGUUCUGGACUACAUUAGUGGUAACCAGGAAGCAAUGCAAAACUUCAAGAAGCAUCAGGGGAUCCUUCCACUGUACUGGCCCUUGGAUGAAAAGUGGCCAUCGAUCUUCAACUUACUGGAGUGGAUCUUAGGACAAAUUGAUGCCAUUAAAGCUAGCCUUAUUAGCCAGGUUAAGAGUGAAAUGUGGAUUUCCCCUGAGGAUGAGCAGAAGCUCAUAAAAGCUCUUGCAGUACUUAGAGUGUUCAGUGAUGCCAUGCACUGUAUGAAGAAUGGCUACCAUUCCAUUUCAGAGAUAAUCCCUUUUUUGCUUGAAAUUCAUAGCAAACUGAGACAAUUUAGGAAUGAGAUAGGGAUUGAGAUUGUGAAAAAAUGUGAGAAGCAUAUAAUUAACAUGAAACAGAGCCACUGGUUAACUUUCAGCACAGUUCUGGACCCACGAUUCAAAAUGUUUCACUUUCUGGAUCAAAUCGAGAGCAGAAAAGAUAAUAUUGUGAAUGAAAUGUCCACUGUUUCUCAUCAGGGAAAGUCAUCCUCAGGGCUAAAGCUAGACUUAAACCAUCUUAGAUCAGUCCUAGACGAUUAUGUGAGGGAAGAUAUUAUUUUAAUGGAGAAGGACCCACUUGAAUUCUGGAAGCUUCAAAAGCAAUUCAGUUCUUUGACUCCACUGGCUCGCAAAUACCUCACAGUGGUUUCCACAGCACUUCCAUAUGAGCGUGCCUUUAGACCAGACGUCUAUAUAAGAGAAAACAUGAAGCGCGACUGGCUACAACCAGAAGAUAUUGAUAUGAUGCUGUUUCUGCAAGGAAACCUCACCGUAGGCUAGCUAACCCAAGAAGAAAAUCACACAUAAAGGCUCAUCAUAGUUCAUCAUAAUGUAGCAAAGGUAACUGUAUAUUAUUUUUAAAAAGUAACAGAUAGUAAUGUUAUUGAGUACAUUUCUAUUAUUGUAUUUGUGGUUGAUGAGUAAUGUAACAUGUGGGACGGUUAUGGCAUAGUGGUUAAGGAGCUGGGCUAGCAUUAUGUGGCCAGAAAAGUUGUGGAUUCAAUUCCCGACUUCCACCG
This is a messenger RNA of Alosa alosa (allis shad), 3233 nucleotides long. RefSeq lists its product as uncharacterized. The transcript has 4 exons. The record is from RefSeq and is a predicted model, not a curated record. The coding region runs from base 1093 to 2994 and encodes 633 amino acids. Lineage: Eukaryota; Metazoa; Chordata; Actinopteri; Clupeiformes; Clupeidae.